Messenger RNA from Manis javanica (Malayan pangolin), 2465 nucleotides. Lineage: Eukaryota; Metazoa; Chordata; Mammalia; Pholidota; Manidae. The record is from RefSeq and is a predicted model, not a curated record.
AUGAUUCUGAGCCUGGUGCCAUGCCAUAAAGUGCGGCUCACCGGGGGCGCCAGCAGUAGUCUGCUGGGGCUGUGGACGUGGCCGCCUGGCGCGGACAGGUGCGCGGUGCUCACCAGGCCCUGUGGCCCCCGGCUCCCAUGUGCUGGGCUCCCCAGCAGCCCCGUGGUUGCGGCCCAGGCGGGGGGCCAGGCCUGGUGGCGUGGGCUGGAGGUGUCUGCGGCUGCAGCUUCAGGCAACAACUCUCGACUGCGUCCCGUGGUGGGCUGGCGCUCAGAGGCCUGGAAGCUGCUGGGGCUGGCGCACCCCAAGCGCCUCAGGCUGGCAGCCGCUGUCAGGUUUCUGGCUGUGUCCAGCAUCAUCACCAUGUCUGCGCCCUUCUUCCUGGGGAGGAUAAUCAAUGUUAUCUACACACAGCCCACCAUGGACUACAGAUACAGCCUGACCCACCUCUGCCUGGCGCUUGGCGGCGUGUUCCUGUGCGGGGCUGCCGCCAACGCCAUUCGCGUCUAUCUCAUGCAGACUUCAGGCCAGCACAUCGUCAACAGGCUGAGGGCUUCGCUGUUCUCCAUUCUGAGGCAGGAGGUUGCUUUCUUUGACAAGAUUUGCACAGGGGAGCUGAUUAACCGCCUUUCGGCAGACACGGUACUCCUGGGACACUCAGUGACCGAAAACGUCUCUGAUGGGUUCAGGGCAGGGGCCCAGGCUUCCGUCGGCAUCGGCAUGAUGUUUUUUGUCUUGCUUCAUCUGGCCGCUUUUGUUUUGAGUGUGGUGCCCCCGAUAUCCAUCCUCGCUGUGCUUUAUGGAUGCUAUCUGUGGAAACUGACCAAAGCCACGCAGGAUUCCCGGGUGCAGGCCACCCAGCCAGCUGAGGAACAUACUGGAAAUAUAAGAACUGUCCAAGCUUUUGGGAAAGAAAUGACUGAAAUAGAGAAAUACACCCAUAAAGUGGGCCACGUGAUAGACUUGGCAAAGAGAGAGGCAUUUGCUUGGGCUGGCUUCUUCGGAGCAACAGGGCUCUCUGGGAACCUGAUUGUGCUCUCUGUCCUGUACAAAGGAGGGCUGCUGAUGGGCAGUGCCCACAUGACCGUGGGUGAACUCUCUUCCUUCCUGAUGUAUGCUUUCUGGGUUGGAUUAAGCAUUGAAGGUCUGAGCUCCUUCUACUCGGAGCUGAUAAAGGGACUGGGAGCCAACACCCGCCUGUGGGAACUCCUGGACGGAGAGCCUGGGCUGCCUUUCAACGAGGUUGUUGUUUUAAAAGAAAACUUCCAGGGCGCUUUGGAGUUCCAGAACGUUCAUUUCGCCUAUCCAGCUCAGCCAGAGGUGCCCGUAUUCCAGGAUUUAAGCCUCUUUAUCCCAUCAGGAUCUGUCACGGCACUGGUCGGCCCAAGUGGCUCCGGCAAAUCGACAGUGGUCUCCCUUCUGCUGCGGCUGUAUGACCCCGUUUCUGGAACCUUUAGUCUCGAUGGCUAUGACAUCCGUCAGCUUAAUCCAGCCUGGCUGAGGCCCAAGAUUGGGACAGUGAGUCAGGAGCCAAUUUUGUUUUCUUGCUCAAUCGAAAACAUCACUUAUGGUGCCAAUGACCCCACCAUGGUGACCGCCGAGCAGAUAGAGAACGUGGCUGGAGCCAACGUGGCCUCCUUUAUCCGCAACUUCCCCCAGGGAUUGGACACCGUGGUCGGAGAGAAGGGGGUUCUACUCUCAGGUGGGCAGAAACAGCAGAUAGCGAGCACCCGGGCUCUGCUGAAGAAUCCCAAAAUUCUUCUCCUAGAUGCGCUUGACACUAAGAACAAGCACCUUGUGCAUGAAGCUCUGGAUCGGCUGAUGGAAGGAAGAACAGUGUUGAUCAUCGCCCAUCGUCUGUCCACCAUCAAGAACGCUCAUGUGGUCGCUGUUCUCAACCAAGGGAGAAUAACUGAAUGUGCGAAACAUGAGGAACUGCUGCUCUCAAAAACAGACGGGACAUACAGAAAAUUAAUAAACAAAGUUUUAUUUCAGCAUAGAGAAGCCAUUACCGGUAAAAUGAAUAUGAAAGACUUUUUAAAGCCAGACAGCAUUGCAGGAAAAAAAAAACCUAGGGACAGUAUGAGAUCUGUAAGUCAUACUUCAAGUUAUUAGACAUAUGCCUAUUUUCUUCCAAACUGUAUAAAAUAUUGUUAUGAGAUGUACCUGUCUCAAGACUUUUUUUAUUCAGAGUUUUAAUAAUUGUAACUUUCUAAUGUCUAUAGCACUGUAGUUAUUUUCAGGUUUUGUACUUUCAUCUCAGGAUAUUUUGAUUAAUAUAGCAUGACAGCUUUUUUUUUCUUUUUACCUCCUGUUAGAGAUUGAAGCUAUUGUCAAAUGACAACUUUCAAAAGGGAAUUAUAAAUAAAAAGCCUAAUUAUUUUAGGCCAGUUUGCCAAUCACUAUGUAAUUCUUUUGGUACCAUUCUACCUAUUUUGGGCCUGAUUUUACUAAGUAGCAUAAAA